Messenger RNA from Mus caroli (Ryukyu mouse), 724 nucleotides. Its product is annotated as olfactory receptor 2D2. Gene Ontology annotation, cellular component: membrane. The record is from RefSeq and is a predicted model, not a curated record. Lineage: Eukaryota; Metazoa; Chordata; Mammalia; Rodentia; Muridae. Gene Ontology annotation, molecular function: olfactory receptor activity; G protein-coupled receptor activity. Gene Ontology annotation, biological process: G protein-coupled receptor signaling pathway.
AUGGGACAGGCAAAUCAGACACAGUUGACAGAAUUUAUUCUUCUGGGACUCUCUGAUGACCCACACACCCAGAAGCUGCUAUUCAUCUUAUUUCUGGGCAUCUAUAUGGUCACUGUACUUGGAAACUUACUUCUCAUGUUCCUUGUUCGGGCUGACUCUCGGCUUCACACUCCCAUGUAUUUUUUUCUGUGUAACUUGUCACUGGCUGACCUCUGCUUUUCUACGAACAUUGUUCCACAGGCUCUCAUCCAUCUGCUUUCAAGGAAAAAGAUUAUUUCAUUCAGACGCUGUGCAGCCCAGCUUCUGCUCUUUCUCAUCUUUGGGUGUACACAAUGUGCCCUUUUGGCUGUGAUGUCUUAUGAUCGGUAUGUGGCUAUAUGUAACCCUUUACAUUACUCUAGCAUCAUGACAUGGAGGGUGUGUAUCCAGCUGGCUACAGUGUCAUGGACUAGUGGCAUUUUAGUCUCUGUGGUGGACACCACUUUCACACUAAGACUUCCCUAUCGAGGCAGCAACAGUAUUUCUCACUUCUUUUGUGAGGCCCCUGCACUUUUGGCCCUGGCUUCUACAGACACUCAAACUUCAGAGAUGGCUAUUUUCCUCAUGGGGGUUGUGAUUCUCCUUAUACCUGUCUCCUUAAUUCUGGUGUCCUAUGGCCAUAUCAUAGUAACUGUUGUCAAGAUGAAAUCAGCUGCAGGGAGGUUCAAGGCAUUUUCUACCUGUG